Aureococcus anophagefferens is the source of this 1014-nucleotide messenger RNA. RefSeq lists its product as hypothetical. NCBI's taxonomy places the organism in Eukaryota, Pelagophyceae, Pelagomonadales, Pelagomonadaceae. The annotation marks the transcript as partial. Gene Ontology annotation, biological process: microtubule-based movement. The transcript has a single exon. The record is from RefSeq and is a predicted model, not a curated record. Gene Ontology annotation, molecular function: ATP binding; microtubule motor activity; microtubule binding.
AUGGCCACGGGCCAGAACAUCAAGGUCGUCGUGCGCGUGCGCCCGCUGGCCGCCAACGAGGGCGACGAGGCCGUCUGCCGCACCUACGCCGCGGGCGCCGACGCCUUCGACCGCUGCGUGACCGUCGAGGGCGUCAAGGACGACAGCGAGUCGACGAACUUCGAGUUCGCCCGGGCCCUCGACGCCGCGGCGACGCAGGGCGAGGUCUACGCGGCGACGACCGCGGACCUCGUCGAGCGCGUCGUCGGCGGUCGGAACGCGACGGUGCUCGCGUACGGGCAGACGGGCUCCGGGAAGACGUUCACGGUGCAGGGCGGCGACGACGAGGCCGAGGGCCUGAUGCCCCGCUGCGUCGACGACGUCUUCGCGCGCGUCGCCGCGCUGGGCGCCGGCCGCGAGGCGCGCGUGACGUGCACGUACCUCGAGAUCUACAACGAGCAGGUCCGCGACCUCUUCGGCGACGACGUCGAGAAGCAGCUCCAGGUGCGCACGGCCCGCGACGGGUCGACGCUCGUCGCCGGGCUCACGGAGAUCCCGCUCGAGUCGGCCCAGGACGCGCGCGACUGCCUCGCCGUCGGCGCGGAGCGCCGCCAGUCGGCGGCGACGUCGAUGAACGACCAGAGCAGCCGGUCCCACGCGGUCUUCGAGCUCAAGGUCGCCGUCCGCGAGGGCGGGUCGGCGACGACGCGGGUGGGCCGCUUUUUGCUCGUGGACCUCGCCGGCUCCGAGUCCGCGGGGCGGACGGGCAUCGAGGGCGCCGGCGGCGCGCGGCGCCUCGAGGCGCAGUCCAUCAACCAGAGCCUGCUGGCCCUGGGCCAGGUCAUCACGGCGCUGAGCGGCGGCGAGAAGCACGUGCCCUUCCGCGACAGCAAGCUCACGCGGCUCCUCCAGGACUCGCUCGGCGGCUCCGCGGCGACGGUCCUCGUCGCGUGCGUCGGGCCUUCCCCGAAAUCCCGCGACGAGUCGCUGUCGACGCUGCGCUACGCGGACCGCGCGGGCCGCAUCGACAACGUC